AACAUCUCUGUUACUAAUAGCAACACAUUGUUGUUUACAAAUUUAUUGACAUAAGAAAAUUAGAAUACUUUUGUAGUUGUGUUCGUAAUCCUCACAAAUUCCGGCUUAGCAAAAUUUAUCGGCCAGCACCCACUGGUCACAUAAAAAAUUGCAAAAGCUCGAGUUACCAUUCACGACGGUCCAUAAAUUGCGCGAAAUGUUCAAAAACACGUUUCAAUCCGGAUUUCUGUCAAUACUUUACAGCAUUGGUUCCAAGCCGCUCCAGCUAUGGGACAAGAAAGUUCGAAAUGGACAUAUCAAACGAAUAACUGACAAUGAUAUUCAGAGCCUAGUUCUUGAAAUAGUUGGAACUAACGUUAGCACAACAUUUAUCACUUGCCCGGCUGACCCAAAGAAGACGCUGGGCAUUAAGCUGCCUUUCUUGGUGAUGAUAAUCAAGAACAUGAAGAAGUACUUCACUUUUGAAGUCCAGGUUCUAGACGAUAAAAAUGUGCGACGUCGUUUUCGCGCCAGCAAUUAUCAAUCGACCACACGGGUGAAGCCGUUUAUAUGUACAAUGCCAAUGCGUUUGGAUGAGGGUUGGAAUCAAAUACAAUUUAAUUUGUCCGACUUUACACGUCGCGCCUAUGGUACCAACUACGUGGAGACACUACGGGUUCAGAUCCAUGCAAAUUGUCGAAUACGUCGAGUAUAUUUUUCGGAUCGGCUCUACUCGGAAGAUGAGCUCCCUCCAGAAUUCAAGUUGUUUUUGCCCAUACAAAAACCAGUUCAAAAAUCGAAUGCCAUAUGCAGUUAACCAGCUUCGAUGUCGAUUCAAUUCCAAAAUAUAUGCACAUAUAU
This is a messenger RNA of Drosophila navojoa, 840 nucleotides long. RefSeq names its product cilia- and flagella-associated protein 20 (gene Bug22). The record is from RefSeq and is a predicted model, not a curated record. Lineage: Eukaryota; Metazoa; Arthropoda; Insecta; Diptera; Drosophilidae.